UAUUGCAUACAGGGACUGUUUGCAGAAUAGCUUUUUAGUCUCCUAGAUAUAAUCAAAGGACAGACCCACCAGAGAGAUUAAAUCUUGAAGAGGGGUUGCUGUGUGUAAUAAUGGGUUGGAGGUGACCCUACUGCUAAAACCUGUGGUUGUAUCUCCUCCUAUCUCAUUCUCUGUCUCAGACACACACACACACACACACACUCGCACACACACACACACACACACACACUGACAUAGGAGGCGGUUCUUUCCAGUCCCUCUCCAUCAGAAACAUCGCCUGGGAAGGCUGCAUCCUCCGGUAGCUGGAACAGGGAAUACGUCUACACUACAUUAGUACUGUUGCUGCUGUCUCCGUCUGCCAGUGGGUCGCCUUCACCGUAGAGCUUCCCCAACUUCCAUUGUGCUGUCUGGUGUGAGGGGAAACAGUCAACGGCCACACAAAUGGACGUGAUGGGGAAGAAAGAGCGCAGGGGCUUAGACCUAAGAGGCUUGCUGAAGAGGAACUGGCUGCUCAUUGCGACUAUUGUGUCGGUGCUUUUAGGGAUAGGCCUUGGUGUGCUGGUCAGGGAAUACGCCUCCCUCUCCCAACUCGACAAGCAGUAUUUUGGCUUCCCGGGAGAGAUGCUGAUGCGGAUGCUCAAGCUGGUCAUCUUGCCCCUCAUUGUCUCCAGCAUGAUAACAGGAGUGGCGGCUCUUGAUUCAGAGGUUUCCGGAAAGAUAGGUCUGAGGGCUGUGGUUUAUUACAUUUCCACCACUAUCAUUGCAGUCAUUCUGGGCAUUGUAUUGGUGAUUACCAUCAAACCUGGCGUCUCCCAGGAGACGGACCACAUUGACAGGACAGGGAUCACACCAAAUGUGACAACCGUCGACACUCUACUGGACCUGGUCAGAAACAUGUUUCCGGAAAACCUAGUACAGGCUUGUUUCCAACAGUACAAGACAAAGCGCAAAGAGUUGGAACCACCUAGUGAAGUGAAGGUGAACACGACAACCUUCCCUCCUCUCUCCACCACUGUAAUGGCUACCAUUUUCCCACCAGAGAACAUCACCAAAGACUACAAGAUCGUUGGGUCAUAUUCUGAUGGGAUCAACGUGCUGGGCCUCAUCGUAUUCUGUGUGGCAUUCGGCCUAGUCAUAGGCAAGAUGGGUGAAAGAGGACGCAUCCUGCUGGAGUUCUUUGACGCUUUAAACGAGGCCACCAUGAGGCUUGUCCAGAUUAUAAUGUGCUACAUGCCAGUGGGAAUACUUUUUCUCAUAGCUGCCAAGAUCAUUGAGGUGGAUGACUGGGAGAUCUUCAGGAAGAUGGGCAUGUACAUGGUGACAGUGAUGACAGGCCUGGCUAUCCACUCCACCAUUUGCCUGCCGCUGAUCUACUUCGCUAUCGUGAGGAAGAAUCCGUACUCCUUCAUCUUGGGGAUGGCCCAGGCACUGGUGACUGCCCUCAUGAUCUCCUCCAGCUCUGCCACGCUGCCCGUCACCUUCCGCUGUGCCGAAGAGAACCUCCGGAUCGACAAGAGGAUCACCCGCUUCGUGUUGCCAGUGGGCGCUACCAUCAACAUGGACGGUACGGCCCUCUACGAAGCGGUCGCGGCCAUCUUUAUUGCCCAGCUCAACAACUUCGAUCUGGACAUUGGCCAGAUUGUCACCGUCAGUAUAACAGCAACAGUUGCCAGCAUUGGAGCAGCGGGUGUACCCAACGCUGGCCUUGUUACCAUGGUAAUUGUGCUGACCGCUGUUGGUCUACCGGCAAAUGAUGUCACUUUGAUUGUCGCUGUGGAUUGGCUGCUAGAUCGCUUCCGUACUAUGAUCAACGUACUGGGGGACGCCUACGGUGCCGGGAUCGUCCAGAAGCUGUCCGUGCGGGAGCUGGAGCGGAUGGACGUCACCUCAGACGUGGAUUUGACCAACCCGUUUGCCCUGGAGACCACCUUGGAUGACGAGGAGUGCGAGAAGAAGUCCUACGUCAAUGGCGGUUUCACCGUCGACAAGACCGAUGCAAUCUCCUUCACCGAGACUUCCCAGUUUUAGGCUCUGGAAGGAACUGGGAGCAGAGAAGUGCCAAUAGCUGCUAGAUGUUAGCCUUCUGGUCCAGUGUGUUUGUAGCCUGGUUCUAGAUCUCUUUGUGCUGUCUUCCCAACACCAAUAGUCGUUUUCACCUCUAGCACAAACAGAUCUGGCACCAGGCCAGAUCUGUGCUUUAGCCAAGUUCUCUCCGCUUUGGUUCAUUGUCAUGUAAACAGAACAGCAUUAGAGGAGUUGGCUAAUAGCACAGUAUGGGACUGAGCUGGGUAGCAAAGUGAGGAGGUUGGAAGCCAUUCGUUAAACCAGUGCUUCUUAAAAGGGACACAACAUAAGACACUAUCAAGCCACAUCAGCAAUAUAACCCGCCAUCUGUUCUCUCUCAAUGCUCUUCCCAGCACUGUCCCCGUUGAUCAGUCUGCUUUUUAACCACAAGCUGGACUCCACAUCGGCCCUUGAAAGAGCUGGGUGUGGAACAACACCUCGUUUCCUAAAUGGCCCUGGUCCAAAAUAGAGCACUACAGAGGGAGAAAUAUGCCCUUUUAGAUGGACACAUGCUCUACGUUACAUAAAGUGCUUCCAUCGUUAUGCUGAUAUGGUGCCAAUAAUGAACACAGUCACUUUUGAAUGCAUUGAUCCUUCUGUAAUUGCUAUUAUCAGAAACCAGAGGUUUUCAAAUCCAAUCCACCACUGUGUGUGUGUGUGUGUGCGUGUGCGUGCAUAGGAAUUCUGGAGGUAGGAUGUUUGUCAGUUUGUGUUUGAGAAAAGAAUAAUAUAUUGCCGGGCUGAGCUGUGUAUAUGUAUUGCAAAAACAGCAUGGAAGAAGUAAUAUAACUAUAUUCCUGAUGUUCACUAUACUGUAUAUUGCAAAGAUUCAAACAUAAUUUUAUAGUGUCUGCUUUGUUUGCUCUUCAGAAGAUUCUAGUCUACUAGUCAACUAUUUAAAUGUCUUAAUUUCUGUCCAAAUUCUUGGCAGUUGUGUUUUCACCUGCUGUUUGAAGUUAUUGUUCUUUAGCUUCUGUGAUCCACUGUAAAUGCACAAUGUGCCAAACAUCAAAUUCAUGUAUUCUUCAUAUCAUUCAUCUUUGUUAAUUAUUUUAAUUGCAUGAAACAAUAUGUCAAAGGAAUACAGUGGAAAACAUUUAAUGAACAUAGACUUGCUGUAUGUCCUUUUUCAAGUGACCAAUGGCCUUUAGAGUUGAAGGGCACAAUAACAAGGUGACAAUAAUUGCGCCGUAGCCGAUUACUGUGAUAUAUUUGGAAAUAUUUUCAUAAUGCAUUGCUAGAGAUAACGGUUUAACCCUGUAAAGGGCCGCUACGUGAAUUACUUGUGGAUGACUUCUGGAUUUCAGAUGGACUUUUAAAGUGAACUUUUACAGUGUAUGAGAAACAAUAAAGAAUUGAGGAGCCUUUGAGGCAAUGUUGUA
Esox lucius (northern pike) is the source of this 3446-nucleotide messenger RNA. RefSeq names its product solute carrier family 1 member 1 (gene slc1a1). Gene Ontology annotation, biological process: L-glutamate transmembrane transport. Gene Ontology annotation, cellular component: plasma membrane. Gene Ontology annotation, molecular function: L-cysteine transmembrane transporter activity; glutamate:sodium symporter activity; L-glutamate transmembrane transporter activity. NCBI's taxonomy places the organism in Eukaryota, Metazoa, Chordata, Actinopteri, Esociformes, Esocidae. The record is from RefSeq and is a predicted model, not a curated record. The transcript has 12 exons. The coding region runs from base 442 to 2028 and encodes 528 amino acids.